CUCACGCUAAAAUCCUUUGGCGCUUGGCCAGAUAAUUCCUGUGUCUAAUCAUUUGUAGAGAGAGACUUAGAAGAAUCAUGAAAAGAAUAUGAAGAGAGAAAAUAAGGCAAGCCGUUAAAGUUGUUGCAGAAGAGUUAUCUUCGGGCACUUCCUCCAUAGCUGCUUUUGUCUCUCAUCCAGUAUGACCCUCUCUGUUAGUUUCUAUCUCUAAAAUAGGAACAAAGUUGUAUAGUUAAUUUUCUCUCUAUAAGAACAAGUUGUGCCUACGUGAGCCGACUGUCAAGUAACACAAAACAAGGCAACCACAUCUUCUCUCUACUUUCUCUCUCUAAAAAACUUUCUAUCUCAAAAAAAAUAUUUUGAAAAAGGGACUGGUUGAUAAAGAGCCUUGAGUCAAAUUGAAGAAAACGACAUGAAAAUGAACCAUUAAUCCGUGAGCUUUCUGCCUUACUCUGAAAAUUACUCCUGCAAAAGAAAGAAAAACUUUAAUUAAAUUGCUUCACGGGCUUGCUUAUACGCUCUCAAUUAUUGCUCUCCUUUGCAUACGUCUUGUUUAGAUCACAUGAAUUCUUGAUUCAGACGUUGAUCUCUCUCUCGCUAAAAACUUGCUAUCUUUUAUUCUUUUUAGCAAAAUUCUGUUCUCUCUCUCCUCUAUAAAUCGACCCAUCGGUCCUUUUGAAUCAGGCCAUUUUCAAGGAAUGAAAUUAAUGGAUUUCUCACUCCACUCUCUCUCUAGAAUUCUCGGGUUCUUCCCUGUGUUCUUACUGUUUUUAGCCCAAGUUUUCAGCAAAGAAUGCACAAACAUACCGACACAGCUCUCCUCCCACACAGUUCGUUACAACCUUCUCUCCUCUUCAAAUGACACUUUCAUUGAAGAGAUUUUCUCUCACUAUCAUCUCACCCACACUGAUGAUGCACAAUGGUCCUCUCUCCUCCCUCCUCAACUCUUGAGAGAGAAGGACCAAUUGGGCAACAUGGGUACUGGCGUCGAGCUCGACUGGUCGAUGAUGUACCGGCAAAUGAAGCACUCCAAUGGGGGCGAACAGGGUGAUUUUCUCAAGGAAGUGCCCCUGCAAAAUGUACGAUUGGAUCCGAAUUCGAUUCAUGGGGUGGCUCAACAGACAAAUUUGCAGUAUCUGUUAAUGCUUGAUGUGAAUAAUCUGGUGUUUAGUUUUAGAAAAACAGCUGGUUUGCCAAAUCCUGGUGUAGCUUAUGGUGGCUGGGAGGCUGCAGAUUGUGAGCUCAGAGGCCAUUUUGUAGGACAUUAUUUGAGUGCUUCGGCUAUGAUGUGGGCAAGUACCCACAAUGCCACUCUCCAUGACAAAAUGACUGCAGUAGUCGAUGCACUCGACGAAUGCCAGAAAGCGAUAGGGUCUGGCUAUCUUUCAGCUUUUCCAUCUGAAGAAUUCGACCGAGUUGAAGCUAUAAGGCCUGUUUGGGCCCCAUACUACACAAUUCACAAGAUUAUGGCUGGUCUUUUGGAUCAAUACACUUUUGCCGGAAAUGCUCAAGCUUAUCAAAUGAUACUUUUGAUGGCCGAGUACUUUGGCAAUCGUGUGAAAAAUGUUAUAGAAACAUACACCAUUGAGAGGCAAUGGACAUCACUUAAUGAGGAAAGUGGUGGCAUGAAUGAUGUCCUCUAUCGACUAUAUAGCAUCUCGGGAGAUCAGAAGCAUUUAGUAUUGGCACAUCUUUUUGACAAGCCAUGCUUUCUGGGGAUGCUUGCAUUGCAGGAUGAUAGCCUUUCUGGUUUCCAUACGAAUACACACAUUCCACUUAUUGUUGGAACUCAAAUGCGUUAUGAGGUUACUGGUGAUCCACUUGCCAGGGCGAUAGGAACAUAUUUUUUGGAUGUUGUCAAUUCAUCUCACACCUAUGCUACUGGUGGUACAUCUGUCAGCGAGUUCUGGUCUGACCCAAAACGCCUUGCUACAACUCUCGAGACAGAGAAUGAAGAAUCAUGUACAACUUACAACAUGCUCAAGGUUUCACGUCACUUGUUCCGAUGGACCAAGGAAAUUGCAUACGCCGAUUACUACGAGCGUGCUUUGACAAACGGUGUUUUGAGUAUCCAAAGAGGGAGACAACCUGGGAUCAUGAUUUACAUGCUACCUCUAGGCCGCGGGGUGUCCAAGGCCAAAACUUAUCAUCAAUGGGGAACUCCAUUCACUUCAUUUUGGUGUUGUUAUGGAACAGGUAUAGAGUCAUUUUCAAAGUUAGGAGACUCAAUAUACUUUGAGGAAGAUGGUGCCACCCCCAAGUUAUACAUAGCUCAGUUUAUAUCAAGUUCUUUUAACUGGAGUUCAGGAGGGCUUACAUUAACUCAGAAAGUUCACCCUGUUGUUUCUUCAGACCUGUAUCAUCACGUGUCAGUGAAAUUCUCAACAAAAGAGGGGAAUAGCCAAGAAUCAACAAUAAAUAUACGAAUACCAAACUGGUCAGAUGCAAAUAAGGCAUCAGCUACUCUAAAUGCUCAAAAGUUGGUUGUUCCAUCACCAGGCAAUUUCCUAACAGUCACUAGAAAAUGGACCUCAGAAGAUGAGAUAUUGUUGGAACUCCCUCUCGAGUUAAGGACCGAUGCCAUACAAGAUGAUCGCCCUGAGUAUGCUUCCAUUAAAGCAAUUCUCUUCGGCCCUUACCUUCUCGCAGGGCUAAGCCACGGAGAGUGGGACCUAAACUUGGGUGCCAAAGAAUCUCUAUUUCACUCAAUAACACCAAUUCCACCCACUUAUAACUCUUACUUAAUAACUCUCACUCAAACUCAAGGUUCACGUCUCGUUUUGUCGAAGUCAAAUAACACUGUAACAAUGGAGAAUCUACCAUUGCCGGGAACUGAUGAGGCAGCAAGUUCCACCUUUAGAUGGGUCCCAAAGAGCAAUGGAGAAGCCAAUGAUACAAACAUCAUUGGAAAGAUCGUGGUGUUGGAGCCAUUUGAUUUUCCAGGGAUGCCUGUGAUGCACCAUGGCCCGGACACCGGGCUUUUCUUGUCAGAUGACUCAGAUUCAGAAAACAGGUCGAAUUUCAGGGUGGUUGCUGGGUUGGAUGGGAACAAAGGCAGUGUUUCUUUCGAGUCAGAGAGCCAUAGAGGUUGUUACAUUCACGCAGAAAAAUCAGUCCAGUUAAAGUGUAAACCAACUAAUUCCGGUGGUGAUUUCGAAACUAAGGUGAGCUUUGGAACUCAAAAGGGGUUGAGCCAGUAUCAUGGCAUAAGCUUUAUGGCCAAGGGACCCAAGAGAAAUUUCUUGUUUAUGCCUCUAUUGAGCUUGAGGGAUGAGUUCUACACUGUAUAUUUCAAUGUUACAACAGCUUGAUAAUUCUUUUUCUUUCUUUUGGUGGUUGGGGGCAGUUGAUAUUGGGUUUAGAAUAAAUUAUUCCUUUGGUGGGUAGCUUGCAGCAUUCAGCCUGCAUCACUGCAUGAAGAACUAGGGGACUUUACUUCAAAUUUGGGGGGUAGUUUGGUUAUCUUUCAAAAAGUGUUGGGUGAUUUGGUCCUUUUUCUCAAUUUGGGCGUAUUUAUCAUUUGUAAGAAAGUGACAGCCAUUAAUGGAAAUCAGCAACAUUGUUUUUC
Molecule: messenger RNA, 3568 nt
Organism: Amborella trichopoda
Lineage: Eukaryota; Viridiplantae; Streptophyta; Magnoliopsida; Amborellales; Amborellaceae
Biological process (GO): L-arabinose metabolic process
Molecular function (GO): alpha-L-arabinofuranosidase activity
Source: RefSeq, a predicted model, not a curated record